Molecule: messenger RNA, 1268 nt
Organism: Rana temporaria (common frog)
Lineage: Eukaryota; Metazoa; Chordata; Amphibia; Anura; Ranidae
Gene: LSM12
Product: LSM12 homolog
Molecular function (GO): RNA binding
Source: RefSeq, a predicted model, not a curated record
GGCAGCCCCCUCGCCGACGUUGGAUUCUAAGGUUGCGCGCUGAGGUCGGGGGAUGUUCGAGCAGCACGUCACGCAGGCCGGAUGGAAGAUGGCGGCUCCGGGGGAAUAUUUCAGUGUCGGCUCCCAGGUCUCAUGCCGGACCUGCCAGGAAACGCGGCCAGGAGAGGUGGUGGCCUUCGACUACCAGAGCAAGAUGCUGGCGCUCAAGUGUCCCUCAACUAGUGGGAAACCCAACCAUGCCGACAUCCUCCUGCUUAACCUGCAGUAUGUAUCAGAUGUAGAAGUGCUGAACGAUCGCACGCAGACUCCUCCCCCUCUAGCGUCCCUCAACAUUGGCAAGUUGGCAAGCAGAGCUCGAUCGGAGAAGGAAGAGAAAAUGAGCCAGGCUUAUGCCAUCAGUGCUGGAGUUUCUGUAGAUGGACAGCAGUUAUUCCAGACCAUUCAUAAGACGAUAAAGGACUGUAAAUGGCAAGAAAAAAAUAUAAUAGUUAUGGAGGAGGUAGUUAUAUCUCCCCCAUACCAGGUGGAAAAUUGCAAAGGAAAAGAGGGUAGCGCUCUAAGUCAUGUUCGCAAAAUAGUUGACAAACACUUUAGAGAUAUGGAAACUCAGAAAGGUGGGCCACGAAACCCAAUCCAGCUGUCACAGAAAGAGACCAGUACGUCCUCCUGAGCCCUCAACUUCAUCAGCCUCGCUGCCCCUGAGCUGCCCUGCUCUUCACCCUGCUGUGUUCGGGGGUCCCUGAGAAGAGCCGAAGACGGAAAGGGGUUGAUGACAUAGGGAUGGGGCAAGCAGGGGGCUGGCUUGGGGUGGGAAUGGGUAGCUUUUAUUUUUCGGACUAGUCUCUCUCAACCCUUUCUUGCAUCAGCCAUCAUGUGUAAAUGGUUAUGUAUGGAAGGGGUUGAGGGGAUCCUGAGCGAUAGAAGAUCCCUUGGGCGCCAAUGAUUUUUUUCUUUCCUUUUUUUUUUUUUUUUUUUUUGCCUGACUGGCUCCAAUUCCAGAUUUUUCCUGGCAUUGCAUUUCUUCCUCCAACAGAUUUUUUUUCUCCCCCUUUCCUUGUCUUUUUUUUAUUUGUGUAAAAGUUUUGUUUCUCUUCUCUCUCCUGUUGUUGGAGGAAAUUGCCAACCCUUUCUCAGGCAGUGGGACAGGGUGGUGCGUGGCAUGUCACCCUCUGACUGGGAAUAGGUUAUAAAAUUGCCUGUAAAAAGGAACAAAAACAAACUUGAAAAAACAAACAAAAAAACAAACAAAAAUAAACUAAAAAAAAAAA